CGCACUGACUCUCCAACAGUUAAAGGUGAAACAUCAAUCACCGAUGACCCCACCCAUCAUGUGUUCACUGUUACCAUGAGAAAGCUUCAGAUGAUGGACUCUGGAUAUUACUGGUGUGCUGUAGAGAUCCAGCGCGCUCGAGAUAAGGGAGCAUAUCUACACCUGUCAGUCACUACAGACACUCCUGGACUCUGGGUUAAACAGCAGGAGGUGGCCGGUGUGGAAGGGGGCCAUGUCAGUGUGCCGUGUCACUAUAAUGAACCGAGCAGCAUGAAGAAGUUGUGCAGGAUAAAGGGCUCCUGUGUGGAAGUGAAUUCUGGUGAAUCUGGUAAAUCUGGAAGAUCAGAGAUGAAAGAUGACCGCUCUAAAAAGGUCUUCACUGUGACGGUGAUGGAGCUGAACAUGGAGGACACAGGCUGGUAUUGGUGUGCUGCUGGAGAACUACAGAUCCCUGUUCACCUCACUGUCAAAACUACAAUGACCACAGUCACCACAUAUACCAUCAAGUCUCCCUCUCAAUCCCAUAAGAACAACACACUGAUCACCACAACAGAAGGGGCCUUUAAUGAUGGAAAGACCAGUCCCCCAGAACAAGGAAGCCAGCUGUGUUCUGGACUGCAGACUCUGAAGGUGAAGUGA
This is a messenger RNA of Conger conger (European conger), 639 nucleotides long. RefSeq names its product CMRF35-like molecule 1. NCBI's taxonomy places the organism in Eukaryota, Metazoa, Chordata, Actinopteri, Anguilliformes, Congridae. The transcript has 4 exons. The coding region runs from base 76 to 639 and encodes 187 amino acids. The record is from RefSeq and is a predicted model, not a curated record.